GCAAGAAUUUUAUCGAGAUCCAAGAACAUUUGGUAUGUUUUACAUUACAAACUUUACAAAAAGGUUAUCGCCGGUGUUGAAAACUGGCUCUUCAAGAAAAGCCUGUGCUAGCUUCUCCACUUUAAGAGAGAAAAUUACUAAUGAGCAUGAAAAGAAGAUAAAGCCAGAGAUAGACUCUAUUCCCAAAGAAGAAUUUCACAUGCAAAAUGAUGAUAUAAUCCUUGACGAAUAUGAAGAAUUUUCGUCAGAGACUACCAUUGAAGAAGUUAUCUCUCAUACCCUUGGUCAAGAUAGCCGAGGCAAUCAAAAUUUUAGGCAUCUUGUUGAGUAUACAUCCAUUGAAAAUAUAGAAACUUACAAUGAGAGAAGAUUUGCCCAGACAUACGGGACUGAUCCUGCAGAUCGGGAUAUUAGCCUUGAUUUCUCAUCAGGAAUUCCAGCUAGCUUUGAAGAUCAUUCUUGGUCAAUCCCUCCUUACGAAAUAUUAUCUGGGCUAGACCUUCGUUCUGAAGAAUUGUUUAUCUCUGAGUCUGAGACUUCUAUCAGUCAUAUUUCAGAAGAAAAGUUUUAUGAAGAGACAAAUCCUGAUAUUUUAACAGAGAAAGACUAUAAUGGUCAUAAUCUUAGUUCUGAGACUGGGCAAGAUCUUAACGUAGACAAUAUUAUCAGAGAGUGUUCACCUUCCUCAGCAGACCUUGGCCAUCAAAGAUUUCGAAGGAUUAGGAACAGUAUUGGAGACCUCUUCAUCCCAGAAGAAAAUUAUUCCUCAGAAUGUUUGCAAAGUAUUUAUGGAUCUGAUGAUAUUGUAACACCAAUAAUGAAUAAAUCAAAAAUAGAUCUUUUCGAAGAUUAUAUUUCCACCGAAAAGGUGUCCUUAGAUAUAGAUGAGGAAAGAUUAAACCUAAAAAUGCAAGAAGACUCUUCCAAUCAAACCAUUUCUAGUAACAGAAAUGGUAUACAUCAAUCAAAGCAGCCAGAGUUCAUGGAGCACCUAAAACAGGCAAUAAAUAAUUCAAAGAAAUUAUGUGAAGAAAUGAUCAGAAGAGACCACCUGAUCAUAACAAAUUUUACUAAUAAUCCCAUUAUUGCGUGGAACCUUCGUCCAUAUGGAUUAACAGCACUAAAGUUUGAGGCUAUUUGAGAUCAAGCAAAUAUUAUUCUAAAAACAAACCUAUCAGCUAUAGACAGAUCAGCUCAAGAUCCUUACUGAGUCAGACUUGGAAACCCAGCUUGAACUACCCGUGGAUACAAAGAAGAGCACAUGGAAGAUGUCGCUAGCUUCUUAGACAGAAUCCUUCAAGAAGCUCUUAAAAUCCAAAAUGAAAGAGGCAAGAAGCUCUCAGCCUUCAAGAGAGGACUCACAGAGAGUGACGAGGUCAAGAAGAUAUCCCAAGAAGUAAGGGACUUUGCAAGACAGUUCGAGCUGCCAGGACUUCAGAUCUAAAGCAAUUCUAUUUUCAUCAAUUUUAAGUCAGAUUUUG
Messenger RNA from Moneuplotes crassus, 1481 nucleotides. NCBI's taxonomy places the organism in Eukaryota, Ciliophora, Spirotrichea, Euplotida, Euplotidae. The record is from the annotation of a GenBank genome assembly.